ACUUAGAUCAUUUAGAUUUUACUGCACAAAGAUUAGGUUAUCCUGAUGAUGCAUCUCGUGAUCCUGAUGUUCUGAACAACUUUAUUGAAAAAGAAUUGUAUAAAAGAUUAGACUAUGCGAAUUAUAAUAUUCAAUCAAAAAAAUUCUCUCAAUACAUAGACCAAAGCCAAUCAGAAGAUGAUAUAAAUAAUGAAAGCACUCAAGAAGAAAGUAGCCAAGAAGAAAGUGACCAAGAAAUUAGCGAAAUUGAAUCCAGAGAAACCAAUUGCUUUAAUAUAAAAAAAAAAAUGGG
Messenger RNA from Dentiscutata erythropus, 292 nucleotides. Lineage: Eukaryota; Fungi; Glomeromycota; Glomeromycetes; Diversisporales; Gigasporaceae. The record is from the annotation of a GenBank genome assembly.